This is a messenger RNA of Caenorhabditis elegans, 837 nucleotides long. It is a transcript of the gene E02H4.5, whose product is annotated as Securin. The coding region runs from base 1 to 837 and encodes 278 amino acids. Lineage: Eukaryota; Metazoa; Nematoda; Chromadorea; Rhabditida; Rhabditidae. The record is from RefSeq and is marked reviewed. The transcript has a single exon.
AUGGAACCGUCGCUUCAACUGAACUCACAACACAUUCACAUUGACACCUGUAAUCUGCAAAAUUAUUCAAAUGGCAACUUUAUAGACGAUUCAAGGCAGAAAUAUAAUUUCAAUCAUAGAGAUUUACUUGCUGACAAAAUCAAGAUUGCCCGAGAUGGUAAGAAGCAUGGUAGACAAAGAAACAUCCCUAAUCGAGCAUCAAACUGGUCGUCCAAAUCAAAAUGUGCUUCUCUAAAAGAACAAACGGACUUGAAUGUUCAGAGCCACUCGCAGAAGUUACCAAGAAACCAAGGAUAUACUCGAGGAAUUUUCCCUGUGUCAACAGAUUGCUAUGCCACACAACUCCCAUCAAUCAACAGUUUCUUUAAAGGAAAGUCAAAACGGACAUCUAAAAAAAUGAAGGCACAUUUGAGGCAGAUUGAUGAAAAACUACCAUCAAAUUUUUCUACAACAUGUGCUGCUACUCAAAAGUCAAGACUUCAGUUUCAUAUUAAAAAAGCAUCAAAAGAUCAACUGGACCACUUUAUAGUUAAACAGAAACUCAAACCUGAGUCAGAUAAUCUUAAUGAAGCACCUCGAAUGUUUGAACUGGAUAUGGUUGACACCGUUCCAAUUGAAUUUCCUGAUAUAUUUCCACCAACAAAAGAAUUUCUCGACAAUUCGAUGAGAGAUAUUUUGGGAAACUUGAGACUUCUGAACGGAGAUGAUCCAAAUGAAGAAAGUCCACUGGACAAUACUGAACCACUGAAAUUAGAGUUGAUGGCCCAAGUGAUUGAGUCACCUAGAAGUCAAAAACAUGCUACAAAAGAUAUAUCAGCGCUGCAGCUUCUCAUUUAA